AUUUCUCAGGUUUCUCUACUUUGCACAUAAUUGUGCUGAUUCUCUGUAUUGCUACUGGAUCUGGAGCUGUUCUUCUGCUCAGCUGUCUGAUCUAUUGCAGAUCAAAAAACACAGUCACCAGCAGCACAAUCUGGAAUCUUCAGGUUUCUCUUGUCUUUUGUCCAAACAUCUGUAUGUUCUUUGCCUUCAUUUUCUGGGGUCUUACUGAAGGGUAUCUGAAUGAGACCGUCACUUGCUGUGCUCUUUAUAUUCUGAGGCCUGUUAUGCUGAUUUGGGCGUUGCCCUGUUUAAAGUAUCUGCAAGACAACCUUAAAUCAUGGACCAGGUUGGCAAGUAUAACAAGAGAAUUUGCUGUUCUUACAGCUGUUGUUUAUUCAGUUCUUUUUAAAUGUGGCUGGGACAGGAGUAGUGUACCUGGCAUCAUUUAUGGAAUAUUCUUUGGAAUUGUUCUUCUGCUCUGUCUCCGCAUCUUUAGAAGAGGUUUUACAAGAAUAGAAGAAAAGUGGGGCCGCUUAUGUUUUCUGCCUGUAGCACAAUUCAUCCAACUGAUGUUCUCAUUAGGAUCGCCCAAUCUAGCUUUUCUAGCUGUGGCAUUGGUUCAGUCACUACUGCUUCUGAGUAUACCAUGUUUAAUCUACCGCAGGAGAUGGAUAAUAUUAUGCAUGAUACCAUUAAUGCUCCUGGAUAUCAUUCUAGUGAUAUAUGUUCAUGUACAAAUAUUGGAAAGGGAGAAAGAUUACUUGGAAUGGAUCUGUGUCUUUGUUUUUCUUGAAGUUCUAAGGAUUAUGGUGAUCUUUGAAGACCAAGAUUAUGAGGCAGAAUGCUCAGGAGUGCAACAGCAUACUGAGAGAAGGGAACAAGGAUCAAAUGCAUUGCCCCUCUGUAAUGAAAUCAUGUACAUGUUUGGAGCAGUUGGUCUUGUUUUGUUGAACUCUGUUACACUGACUGCAGAACUGUUGUUGAAAACACGACAUGGCGAGCGUGUCCUGAAGGAUCUGAGAGUCGUUGUCUUCUCUUCUGAAUGUUUUUAUAUCUUAUAUUGGUUGGUUUUCCAAGUACAUACUUUCUGGAAGAUUAAGCCUGAGUCUAUACACAUUGGAAGGAAUUUACUUCAUAGAUGUUAUCUCAAGAACACACCAGAGACUCGUGAAAUGGUGAAUCUGUCUGCAACUGAUUCUGCUGUUUCACAGACAGAAUUAGAGAAAUGAUUCCACAUAUACCUACACGCCAAAUGUUCAUUCUAUCUACAAAAGAUGAUUUCCUCAGAAGUAGAAGCCAUCAAGCGGAGAGUGAAGAAUAAUUCUACAUUUGUAAAGCAAGAGUUUGGAAUUAUUAAAUGUCACCAUUUACUUAGAUUUUGCUACAGCUCUUAUGUAAAUGUGUUGUGUUAUGAAAGUGUGAAUCUAUUCACCUUUAAACCGUUCAGUUUACACUCAUUGGCUACUUUAUUAGGUACACCUUACUAGUACCCGAUUAGACCCCCUUUUGCCUUCAGAGUUGCCUUAACCUCCCUGCUGAAAGAAGAAAAACAAACAAACAAAAACAAUAGAAACCAUUACAGAAAUCCUAAUGGUUUCCACUACAAAACCAUUACAAACCAUCAGCCAUUAAAACCAUUACCAAAUAGUUUCCAUCAUGUAGUGUGUUUUGGGCAUAUUCCAUUAGGAUUUAUUGGUUUGUAUAGGUUUCCGGUUCAUGAUUUGCACAUAAUGGUUUCCAUUGCAGUUUUUGUAUUGGUUCUGAUUUGUCUGUUUAACUGGUAGCUGUUAAUUAGGCCAUUAAGUAUUUCAACAAUUUAAAUUAUUACUACAAUUAUACACUGUCCUUGUUGCUUAAAAAAAACUCAAGAAUGUAUCAUUUUAAUUGAUAUAAACUGCACACCAACUUUUCAAUAGCUAACAGGUUGUGUUUUGCAAAGAAGUCAAGUCAAUUCACCUUUAUUUAUAUAGCGCUUUUUACAAUGUAGAUUGUGUCAAAGCAGCUUUACAUUGAUAACUGGUACAUUAUUUGGCUGCACAGCAGCUCUCAAAAGAAUAGUGUCAAUGCUGGCAGAUCAAAGCACUGUUGAAUAUCAAAUGUCAAGUCAAAUGUCAAGUGUCCCCAACUAAGCAAGCCAAAGGCGACAGCGGCAAGGAACCCAAACUCCAUCAGGUGACAUCAGGUGGCAGACAAGUGGCAAAUAGGUGUUUAAAUGGAGAAAAAAACCUUGGGAGAAACCAGGCUUAGUCGGGGGGCCAGUUCUCCUCUGGCCAACAGUGCUUUGUUACGAUUCAGGUAGCUAUCAUAAGUCCGACAGGAUCGCAACAUUCAAAGUAUUUAUUUCAGUUCCAUCCAAUUGAGGAUCGUAUUCAUCACGGCGGUAUGGAUGGUUGCUGAGGAACUGUGUCGUGGCUGUCGUGUCGAUGAGGCCCUCACAGUGGAUGAUCUAGUUGACUCAAUCUCUGCUGAUACUUCAGGGCUGCGUUGUGGUCGUGUCAAGGCGCAGGUCCUUGGUCUCA
Ctenopharyngodon idella (grass carp) is the source of this 2498-nucleotide messenger RNA. RefSeq lists its product as uncharacterized. The coding region runs from base 174 to 1208 and encodes 344 amino acids. The transcript is spliced from 15 exons. Lineage: Eukaryota; Metazoa; Chordata; Actinopteri; Cypriniformes; Xenocyprididae. The record is from RefSeq and is a predicted model, not a curated record.